Molecule: messenger RNA, 267 nt
Organism: Penicillium canescens
Lineage: Eukaryota; Fungi; Ascomycota; Eurotiomycetes; Eurotiales; Aspergillaceae
Exons: 2
Coding region: 1-267 (88 amino acids)
Source: RefSeq, a predicted model, not a curated record
AUGGCCCUUGUGAGAGACCCAUUCUUCUGGAAACGCUUCUCAACAGCAGUCCACAUGGACGAAGAAGCCAAAGCUGUCGACCAAGGAACACAGACCACACCUGCCCCAACAUCAUGGCUAUCACGGGAGCGACGGAAACGCAAGAGAUCUAUCAUCUACGGCUUUAUAAUCUUCUUCGCCGUCGUUUUUGCCGUCGUAGCUAGUGUCAUUGUCUGGUGGCUUGCCAAGAACAACUGGCUCCAGCCUGGACCUGAUGAAACACCUUGA